Molecule: messenger RNA, 1086 nt
Organism: Aureobasidium musti
Lineage: Eukaryota; Fungi; Ascomycota; Dothideomycetes; Dothideales; Saccotheciaceae
Source: the annotation of a GenBank genome assembly
AUGCCCACUGACUCAACGGCAUCAACCAUGUCGUAUGAGGAUUCGCUCUCGUCGCAAUACUUGACCUCGUCCAUCUCGUCGCUCUCUUCGGCCCGCGCUCAGUCGUCGCAAAUAGCCAGAACCUAUCGCCAGGCUGCCCAAUUGUUCCUCACUCGCAGGCUUUAUGAAGCCUUGUCUACCAUUGAUCCCAUCAUCUCGCCCGAAGCUCCAGACUCGCCUUUUCAGCAAGACGAACAGACCGACCGCCAUGCUGCGCCUGUCGCAUUCGCGUCCAAAACUAGUCGCGUCAAGGUGUGGAGCUUCUACUUGACUCUUCUCAAUGCCAUUAUAGACCUGGGUCCCGAGGAAGGCAAGCUGGUCUUUGGAAGUACCAAAUGGCGAGAACUGGCCUCGUACGCUCGCCAAGGCACCAUCUGGGACCUCGUUGUCAAGCAGGGUUAUCAAGGUAACGAGGGUGCUGUGGACGCCGAGGUGGUUGUCAAUCUCUUUGACAUUACUGCCCACCUCGAAGCCUCCCAGCAAUCCAUGCGCAACUCAUCCCACCAUAAUGGAACCAGUACCCCGCGCGAUUUGAAUACCCGUCUCAAGCUUCUCGAGCUUUAUACUUUACAUGUUCUGCCACAAAACGACGAAUGGGACUACGCUCGUGAUUUUAUCAGCAUGAGCGAGGUUCUAGACGACGAGAGAAGAGAUGCUUUUCUACAAGCACUUCACACAUUGAAAGAAGAGAAAGCACUGGACGGAAUCCGAGAGAAGGAACUUCAGCGCCGCCAGGAUGAGGAGAUGCAGCAAAGACGUAUCGAGGAUGAGACACGCCGAAAGGAAGAGGCCAGAGCGGAACAGGAGAAAAGGCGACGAGAAGCUGAUGAAAGGCCACGUACAGCUGGCUCGCAGAACAGAACGCCCUCGACCUCGAGCAACAACAACUCUAGAGCAGGACAGACUAACNAGAAACCCACCUGCGUCGAGAGCGAAAGCUCCGCAAAGAAAGCCACGCCUUCCUCACCACGCGUUAAUCGCUCGAUAUUUGCGACCAUGCAGGCGGCCGUGCUGAAUGCUGGAAAAUCCGUCAGUCAGAAUCCCAUG